CUCCGAGCGACACGUUGAGAAAGAAGCCUGCUGCGCUCGCACUCACGGACCACGGUCGCAGCAGCCAACCCUCGAGCCAGUCAGCUCCGGGCCGGUGGGGUAUGCCCAGAGCUGACACGCACGGAAUAAAACCGUGACGCCGGCGCGUGGCAAUUACGCCGGUUGUUGGUGGAGUUGCGAGCGUCUCAGCUAGCUCCUCUUGGCGUUUAUUUAUUUAAUUUGUUGUUGUUUUUUCGCUAUUCCGAGAAGGAGUGCUCGGCCGGGUUUCUCGGUCUUCUUCCCAUUCCGAAAUGCUGCGGCGGCGGAGGCAAGCGGAAGAAGCGUUCGCGGCUUUCAGGAUGGCUUGCCUCAAGUCGUUCGGCCUCGUCCUGGCGCUCCAGGUCGCCGCAGCGUGGGCCAAUGGCGCGACUCCGGCGGCGGCCGCAGCCCCAGCAGCGGCUCCCGCUGCCGCCGCUGCCAGCGGCUCGCCGCAGCACGGAACGGCCGAGAGCGCGACGGCCGCGGCGGCAGCGCCCGCGGCGGCGGCACCAGCAGGCCACGGCCAAGCCGACAUGGCGCGCCACGGGGCGGGGCACAAGACACACAAGUGCACCAACAUCAAGCUCUUCUCGGAAUGCCGUGUGAACUGCGAGUACGUGGUCGAAGGCAAGGGAGCCUACUUUAUCUUCACUGACGGCGAGGACGGCGUGCCCUGCAAGACCCGGACCCUCGACGGCCAAUUGCUGAGCGGCGCCUGCCACCAGGGACUGUGCAUGGUCAAGGAUCAGGGCGCUUCCGCUGCACACAGUGCGGCCGGUGCGGCUGCGGCUGCACCAGCAGCCGCAGCCGCAGCCGCAGUCUCGCCGGGUGCCGCGGCCGCAGGAGCAGCAGCAGUCACGCCCGCGGCGGGUCAUCCGGCCGCCGCCCCUGCACAUGCCGCUGCUGCCGCGGCCAAGCACAAGAAGGCCUGAGAGAGCUAGAGCGUGCGGAAGUACCUGCCCAACACUGGCCUCCGAGAUUGCCGAACGGGCGCGUUGCGCAACUCUUCAAUCGUAAACUUCCAACACUCCUUCCUCAUAUAGGCUUCAUGGACCCCUGUACACACACACACCUGCAGAAGUGAACGGGCGAAAUGUGUACAGUCGUGAUUCUGCGGGAGUCACUCGAUAUUUCUCAGCGCCUAAGGGUCACGAACUCAAGCGUGAGCCAGAGCGCUUAGAGCCGGGCGCUGUUGUCUGUCUACCUCUCCGUAAACUCUUCGGUCGCGGCUGCUGACGUCAUUGUCGACAUCGUGACGUCAGUAGCGGUAGCCAGGGGAGCUGCACGGUGCAUGAGCUGGCGGUACUGGCGGAAGCACAAGGCAACGGUAGGGUGUGGGAGGAGAGAGAGGGGGAGGUAUAAAUAGAAAAGAUUAUAGCGUUGCAUGGAUUCCGGCGCAGACUCGUAACUUGCCUACGGCCUGUUGAGGCUGGAUGCACCGUGGGGACGAGGCAUAGAAAAGUACGAAGCAAAGAUAUUUUUCUUUCUUACUUCCAACAUUUGUACCUCAGAGUAGCAACGCCUUUGCAAAAGAAGGUUCAUUAAACAGUAACUCAGAAAAAAAAAAUUUUUUUUUUUCACUGCAUUCGGUACGGGGCCCCCUCAAUAUACAAAACGCCUGCUUAGCCCGCAAUCUUGAAAUUUAGCUCAUUAUGUGCCACUUUUGACAAAAGAAUAAGCUGUCACGCCGUCUGUGUGAAAACAGAAGUAAACAAGAAGGUACGCCUCAAGUUUCGCUUGUUUGUGCAUUACUCAUAUAUCUGUUAGCUCUCAAAAACGAACGCUGGAGACGGCUGAAUCGCACGGGCAGUUAAAUCCAAGAUUGACACGAACUGUGCGCGGCCUGCAUCGCGCGGCAAUCUCGGAGGCUAUGACUAACUCGCUAAGCGAUACCUUACGAAAGUAGAAGAGUGCUACCACGUCCAAUAGGCGUCGCGUGUGGCGACCCGAAGAAGGGAGUGGACGCACAGUAUACGAAAUUAUCACGUGCAUGGCGAGCAUCCAUCGUCGUCGGACUUCAGCAGAGUAGCCACGGGCAUCGUCGUGUUGUACAGUAAUCCGAUAAUAAAGACGUGUAUGAUUGCUUCGA
Messenger RNA from Dermacentor andersoni, 2107 nucleotides. NCBI's taxonomy places the organism in Eukaryota, Metazoa, Arthropoda, Arachnida, Ixodida, Ixodidae. The record is from RefSeq and is a predicted model, not a curated record.